CGUCUCGUUGUGCUUCAACAACAGGCGGCAGCACAGAUGGCGGAUGAGAGUCACGCGAGGAACGGCUUACUAAUCGGCGCUGAGCGGGUGCUAACCGCUAUGAUUGGACACAGCUUCGAGCAACAAAUCUUCGCCCCACUAGUAGCCAUGCAACUUGUGUUCCGACGAAUACGUUUUGAUAAUCGUCGUUAUUGUGAAACCACACACUUUUGGGACGAUUUCUGACAUCGCGCUAAGGUUGCACCAAGUGCACUUUCUUACCAUUCCAGUCGCGAGAUGCCUCGGGGAAGACCUCGGAAACCCGUCUCUCCUUGUCGGUUCUGCCAACUCACUUUUAAGCGGGCGGAGCACCUCAGCCGACAUGAGCGAACUCACACCCAAGAAAAGCCCUUUAGAUGUGGAUGCGGACAGGCUUUUUCGCGAAAGGAUUUGCUUGCGCGGCAUACGAGACUCUCGCACGCCGGUGUCCAGGAAAGAUGCCCAAACGAUGUCGAGAACUCAUUGAUAGCAAACGGCUUACAAGAGCAGGAAUUUCCAGCAAUGAACGCACACGCGACAGUAUCGAGGCCUGCGAGUCCGGGUCAAUCUCAAGAUAGUGUACAACCAGCUAAUCCCAGACCUGGCUUCGCAGAUAUGACGACGAGCAUAUCAGACAUCCCGCACGAGUCAUCAGGCAUUCAUGGUCCGUCGUCAGCUCAAUCGAUCCCUGUCCCCGAUAACAUGCAGCGCGGCCAUGAAGAACAAAUCUUGACGGGUUUCACGAAUCAAGUCCAUGAUCAAUCUAACCCCAUCGUUCCUCCACAGCAUCUCGGGAAUAUUGCUCCUGGGGCAUUUAAUGAUGUUGACUUCCUCUGGGACUGGGAUCUUAGUGCGCAUGAUUUUCUGCCGGCGACUUUCUUUGAUUCCGAGCAGCCCCUCUCAGACCUUUGGCGAUUGGAUAUACCCCAGUACAACCUGUCCACGGCUCUGGAUGGUCUCCCCGUGAUGCAAGAUGUUGGUGUUCAGCAGUCUGCAAUUGCGCUACCGUUAUACGAGCGACUACCACCUCUUGAGCCAGACUAUGAGUUGCCCAACAACGAGAGGCUACCAAUACAAGAUCUUCGACCGAGCACUAUGGCGGUUACACAGCCAAGUCCAGCCCCUACCUUGCCGUGGAACAUCUCCAUACAAUCAUACAAAAGUACUUGUGACGCAUUCCUCCCAUACGUGUGUCUUGUUGACGAUACCUUCUCCUUCCCCUCCAGACGGACGCUCUCCCGCUUUCUUGAGGCAUACUUUCAAGAGUUUCACCAACACUUCCCCUUCCUUCACGUACCAACGACGACAGUCAGCGCAUUGGCGCCCGAGUUAGUGCUUGCCAUGGCCGCUGCAGGAGGUUGUUAUCGUUUCGAAGACAAGAAAUGGCACUCUUUGUAUGCUGCGUCGAAAGCCAUAAUCAUGCACAAGAUCAACGCCAGCGUGGUUGCCACAGGUCACAGCUUCCCUCCUCGCGUUAUGGAGCCAGAGAUCGAUGGCUUGCAGCCAGAGACAAUAACCGCACGUGUUAUCGAUUGUAAUGCUUUGCAAACUAUGCAGGCUCUUGCGAUCAACACGGCUUUAGCGUCCUGGUCAGGCAAACCUAUGACUCAAGAAGCGCUGAUGCUUUCCAGUCAGCUAGCGAUGCUUGUUCGAGAAGGUGGCAUCUCGAUAGAUGACCAAAUAGCCGAGGGAACCGAGUGGCUUGAAUGGAUACAUCGCGAAGAACGCCGGCGCACCCUUUUUGUGGCUUAUGUCUUGUUCAAUAUGCAGAGCAUUGCUUUCAACGUCCCACCGGCGAUCUGGAAUCAAGAUGUGUGCCUCUGCCUACCGCAUUGCGGGUCUGAGUGGGAGGCAACAAAUGCAUCACAGUUCAUGCGUCUGAGACGCAUCUAUGGUCAUGAUGAGCGGCUAUUCAAGGUAGCGCUUGAAGAGAUUCUACACGGUCGGAGCGUUCACACCAUUGGGCCACUUUCCGCUUUUGGAAAUUAUGUCUUGAUCGUUGGUCUGAUUCAGCAAAUCUUCCUCGAAAGGCACGUGUUGCGGUCGCUCUCUAGCAGAACACUGUCCCUGAGUUCCGAAAACUUGAAGUCCUACGAAGCAGCAUUCAUGUCAUGGCACCAGUCAUGGGAAGCAACUCAGGAGUCGUCCCUUGAUCCGUCCUCGCCGAAGGGGCCUCUCGGCUUCGACGCAGCGGCUAUCUUGUGGCUUGGCUACAUUCGACUGAAUGCCGAUAUGGGGCCUCACCGCAACCUGAUGUCAAAGGACCCACAAAUAAUUGCGCGCGCGUUCGUUUCCAAGGACGUACUGCGCCUUACGCGUUCUUCACACCUUGAUAGGGCUGUGCUUCAGUGCAUUCAUGCAUUGUGCAGGCCCGUACGCAUCGGAAUACCCUUUGUUGCCCGGACACUGGCAUCAAAGCGGAGUGUCCAGCACGCGCUCUGCAAUCUUGAGUGUGCUUGCUUACUAAGUCGAUGGCUUAACACCAUUGCAGAAUUCGUUGCUGAAGACGGCAUCCAAUCUUUACGAGAGGAUGAGAGGAGUCUGCUUGGGAUGGUUGCAGGUUUAAUCAAAGAGACUGACUUCGCUAGCAUUCUCGACCAAAACGAGGAUGACGCAAGAACUAUACGCCGUAUGGCUGCGACCAGCGUCAGGCUGUGGGCUGGCGCUUUCAGCAGUUCACACGUAUUUCGUAUUAUCGAUGUUAUUGGUACAACACUCACUAUCAUGGCUGACAUGUUGGAAACGUCGUUGGAAUGAUCACAUAGUAUAAUUCAGGCGCAUGAACAGUAUAUCCAUGUAAGAUAUAAGCACAACCCAAUCCUUGAAUCUGUUCGAG
Boeremia exigua is the source of this 2854-nucleotide messenger RNA. RefSeq lists its product as uncharacterized. The coding region runs from base 277 to 2775 and encodes 832 amino acids. The record is from RefSeq and is a predicted model, not a curated record. Gene Ontology annotation, molecular function: zinc ion binding; RNA polymerase II cis-regulatory region sequence-specific DNA binding; DNA-binding transcription factor activity, RNA polymerase II-specific. Lineage: Eukaryota; Fungi; Ascomycota; Dothideomycetes; Pleosporales; Didymellaceae. Gene Ontology annotation, biological process: DNA-templated transcription; regulation of transcription by RNA polymerase II. The transcript is spliced from 3 exons. Gene Ontology annotation, cellular component: chromatin.